Molecule: messenger RNA, 1698 nt
Organism: Tinamus guttatus (white-throated tinamou)
Lineage: Eukaryota; Metazoa; Chordata; Aves; Tinamiformes; Tinamidae
Source: RefSeq, a predicted model, not a curated record
AUGAAGGGCUCGAAGUGGUGGAGAGGGUCCUCGUUGAAGAAGAUGGCUUCAGACUUCAGCGCAAAGGAGAAGGAGAAGAUGGCUGAGGCAGAGCUCAGGAAGCUGCAGCAGCGGUUCCAGAUACUGGCGGAAAGCAGGAAAUCUUUUGGAGCCAACCUGAAGCACCAAAUAUGCAUCCAGGAGAAAGAAAUAAAUUCACUGAAGCAAGAACACAAAGAGAUGUCACUAAUGCUGAGCCAUAUCAAGUCCCCAAGAAAUGUGAUGCUGGAUGACAGAAAUCGUGCGGAGUUUAAAUUCCUUUUGCAGACCAGAGAUCACUAUGAUGCUUUGAUCAGAGCCAGAAAAGACAUGUUAGCUGACCUGGACAAAAAGAUAAUGGAAAUGGAAAAAAAGAUCGCAAGACAAAACCUGAUAGCGGUGAAGGUGAAGCAAGCAAAUAGCGGCAAAUGGCUGCAAAAGCAGAUUCAGACACUGGAGAUGCGUCUAAAUCACGUCACUGUGCAUUUCGACACCAUCCUGACCACCAACAGCAAGCUCCGAAGAGAGGUUGAAAACUUGCGAAUCCAGAAAGCCAUUCUGGACAACUUCUCCUCCAACCUUAACAAGAGGCUGGAUCAACAGAACAGAAGGAUGAACACUGUCAUCGAGCGGUCCACACAAGCCUACGAGCAGCGGGCGGAGGCCCUGGCAAGGACUUCUGCCAUGAAGGAAAGGCACUGCAAAGACACCGUGCAGUACAACAUCGAGCUGCAGGAGCGCGAGCGUAUUCUGGAGCAGGAGACCAAGCUGAAAAACUUCAUGCUCAUCAAAUUUAUGGAUCGCUCUGAAUUGGAGGAAAAGGCGAAAAAAGAAGAAGCCCUCAAGGCCGUGCGACGGGCCAAGCGGCGGCGGGGCGAGAGCUUCGAGAGCCGCGAGGUGGCCUACAGGCGCCUGCUGGAGCUGGCCGAGAACGGGGACAUCGACCAGCUCGUGAAGGGCUUCAUCGAAAAGGAGGAGAAGAAUUUCGCCUAUUUCAGCUACGCCACCGAGCUGAACAACGAGAUGGAGAGGCUGCAGAGGAAGAUCAAGGACCUCCAGAGCGAAAUUACGCUCCUUGAGACGGACCAGGAAAACGCAGAGAACAGUGACCUUCACGUCCUGAAGGAGCUGGAGGAAAAGCUGAGGAAAACCACUGAGGAAGCCAACCAGUACGAGAAGAGCUGCAAAGAGAGCAGCAAAACCCUUGGCCAGCUCAAAUCUGCUGUGGAGUUCCUGUUCAAAGAGAUGAACUGCGAUGCCACAAAGAUAAAGGAGCAGCUGGGCGAGACGGGGGAGAUCACGGAUCUGAACCUGCGGCAGUUCUUCGAUAUCAUAGAGAAGAAGACCAACGAGCUGCUGCUGCUGGCGUCGCUGCUGCGCUACGCGGAGGCGGAGGCCGAGGGCGAGCAGUACGCGCUGCCCUUCACCAACCCGCUCCUGGGCGGCACCGGGCUCGUCCGCACCAUGGAGCGCGCCCGCCACCCGGCCAACCCGCAACAGCCGCCUCGCCCCCCUGGCCAAUCCCCGCCUGCCGCCUGUCCUGGCAUGGCCAGCCCCGCCCCGAUGGUUGAGGAGCCGCUGGAGCACGGGCGCCUGCGCGAGCUGAUUCUUGAGAGCCAAGAGGAGCAGAACAACGCUGGGGACAAGGGCAGGAAGGCCAAGGGUGACGCCAGUGCGUGA